Molecule: messenger RNA, 1181 nt
Organism: Priapulus caudatus
Lineage: Eukaryota; Metazoa; Priapulida; Priapulimorpha; Priapulimorphida; Priapulidae
Exons: 5
Coding region: 1-873 (290 amino acids)
Molecular function (GO): carbohydrate binding
Source: RefSeq, a predicted model, not a curated record
AUGGGAGGCUACACCGAGGUCCCUGUUAUUCUGAUGUCGAUUGCAGUCGUGCUGCAGCAGCAUGCUAUGCUCCAAGCUGCGGGAGGAUUCUCUGAUACGUCACGAGACCAACUACGCAACACGCCAAAGGGACGCUCACCGGGGCCCCACUAUCCAGUCCACUCGCGGAACGAUGCUGCCCGACACAAGCUGACGUUUGAUGACCAAAUAUCUACGUUCAAGACCAACCAGGAAACUCUCAUAGCCGCCCUGCGAACAGNAUGGGCUAGCUUACCGGAGCCCCACUAUCCAGUCCACUCGCGGAACGAUGCUGCCCGACACAAGCUGACGUUUGAUGACCAAAUAUCUACGUUCAAGACCAACCAGGAAACUCUCAUAGCCGCCCUGCGAGCAGAGAAGGCAGCCAUCGCGAUGCUGUUGACCGCCGAUCUCUUCGUUGGGCCAGGAAUCCCCGCUCUAGGCUGCGAAGGCAUAGACCUCGAUGUCGUAUGUCCGGCGGGACAGACGAUUUCUACGAUCACGGCGACGUACGGUUACAACCCGACGACCGACAGCACCGAGUGCGGCAAUACUCCCGCUGUAGUAAACCUCUCUGGUUGCACCGCCGAGAACGUUGCGUCUAUUCUCUUGAAUGGAUGCUUAGGGAUGAAUACAUGUACUAUAGCGGUGUCCGACGCCCUCAUUACGCCUGAUCCAUGUGCGGCUGGUACCUCAAUCGCGCGCAUAAUCUAUACGUGUUCAUCACUACCAGCCGCCCAGAUAGCAUUCUUUGAGGCGCAGUACGCACUCAUCUGCUCGGUAGUGGAGGCGGUCGAUACGACAUCUACAAACGUAGCCAACGUUUUCGAUGCCAUAUUUAGUGACCUGACAUAAUGGGGUAAGAAGAUAGUAUUCAAACCCAAACGGCGCCGUAUCUACUAACAUACUAGGCCAAUGUACUUAUAACGGAUUACAAAUGUUAUACUUUGUAUUGCAGGCACAUCUAUAAAAAAUUGUUACUUACUUGUUGAAAUUAAUUAACUAAAAAAUGGUAAAAUAGAUGCUAUAUAAUGAUAAAUAAUGCGUUUAAUGUAGUAAAAUAAAUUAUUGCUUUUAUAUUAUGUUCUUGACGUUAAUUUCUGUCUCUGCCUACACAUUUCUAUUACCAUUGCACGCAUAAUGCGCGUCAACACCCAUGACAC